Cladophialophora psammophila CBS 110553 is the source of this 867-nucleotide messenger RNA. RefSeq lists its product as uncharacterized. Gene Ontology annotation, molecular function: acylglycerone-phosphate reductase (NADP+) activity; triacylglycerol lipase activity. NCBI's taxonomy places the organism in Eukaryota, Fungi, Ascomycota, Eurotiomycetes, Chaetothyriales, Herpotrichiellaceae. The transcript has 2 exons. The record is from RefSeq and is a predicted model, not a curated record. Gene Ontology annotation, cellular component: endoplasmic reticulum; lipid droplet. The coding region runs from base 1 to 867 and encodes 288 amino acids. Gene Ontology annotation, biological process: triglyceride catabolic process; phosphatidic acid biosynthetic process.
AUGGCUUCAGGACUCAAGUCAGUCCUUAUAACCGGCUGCUCUGCCGGUGGAAUUGGCGGAGGGUUGGCCGAAGCCUUCCACGAACACGGAUAUCACGUCUUCGCGACAGCACGUACACCAUCAAAGAUCUCGCAAUCUCUCGCCAAAGCACCGAAUGUCACCGUUAUGACUCUUGACGUAUUGUCUUCCGAAUCGAUCGCGGCGGCUGUUGAGAGCGCCACAAGAGUCACCGGUGGCAAGCUCGAUGUCCUUGUCAAUAACAGCGGAAGUCUAAUGAUCAUGCCAGCUCUGGAUACGUCAAUUGAAGAGGGCAAGAGACUUUUCGACACCAACUAUUGGGCAGUCCUCGCCAUGAUUCAGGCUUUCGCCCCGCUAUUGAUCAAAGCAAAAGGCUAUGUCGUGAACAAUACAUCUGUUAGCGGGCUAGUUCCUUUUGGAGCCUUUGCAAGUAUCUACAACAGCUCAAAGGCCGCUGCUAUCCUCGGGAGCGAAACAUGGCGUCUCGAGCUCGCGCCUCUCGGGGUUCGGACCCUAACUCUUGUGACGGCCGCUGUCAAAUCCAACGUCUUCACCAACAUGACACCGAUAAAAAUACCCGAGAACUCAUACUACGACGGGAUCCGAGACUACAUUCAAGGAAGAAGCGACGGCAAAGUGCAAGAAAAUGGCAUCACGGCGAAACAGUUUGGUGUCAAAGUUGUCCGACAGGUCGAAAAGGGUAGGACAGGAAAGUACUGGGUUGGGGGAGGUGCACUGUCUGCUCGCUACGCUUUAUGGCUGUUGCCAGAAUCUAUGAUGGACGCGCUGUUAGCCUCCCUCUUCCCCUUCGCCAAGAUGCUAUUGGCCCAAUCUAGAAGUAAAGCGUGA